GUCUAAUACAAAUCAGGGGCCCUGAUUCAGUCAGGGCUGACCUUUUGCCGUUUUUUUUUUCCUUGUAAAAUUUGGUCAUCGGCGCAACGCAAGUUAUCAUGAAUGUCACCGUGGUGCACCGGUUCCCAGCGUCGGGUCACUGUCAUGAACCCGUUACGGUUAUUUCAUUUAGGUCACAGAAUGCCGCACCAGUCUUCCUGCGCUCGAUAGGCCUAGAUUCUAAGUGCUGUGGAGAAGUCAUGGUCGGGCAUCGCACUUCAUUCAACAGAGAGGUGACAAAGUUGGGGAAGGUCUACUUUCUGCAAUAACAGUCAAUCUGCUAUUAGAUUCACACUAGUCAAGUCACAUUAGGAUGUCAGCGACAGCUCAUCAGAGGGAGAAAUCCCCCCUGCUUGGGUCAGACCAUCAGUCUGGUUCGUACUCUAGAGAUGACAAAGAAGUCAACAGCGUUCAGGGUGUCGAAGCGGGCAGCAGCAAAGCCUCAACAGGCGCUGCAGCAGAGAAAGAUGGUGCAGAAGGGACCAAUGGGACUGAGCCUGAGGAACCGUUCAGCAUACGAGCCCUUUCAAACCGCAAAAAGUAUACCAUGGUGAUGAUGGCUUUGGCCAACUUGUUCACCGGCUGUGGCUUUUCCCUCAUAGCGCCAUUUUUCCCUCAGGAGGCAUCAAAGAAAGGUGUGUCCACAACAGUGACGGGAAUUAUAUUUAGUGUAUUUGAAUUUGUCAUCUUCAUUACUUCACCAGUCUAUGGAAACUUCUUGACAAGAAUUGGCCCGAAGUUUAUGUUUUUAUCUGGUACAAUGGUAGGAGGGACUUGUGCAAUAUUGUUUGGUUUACUAGACAAGUGUCCUCCUGGUACGCCCUUCAUCGUCAUGUGCUUUUUGUGCCGCUGCAUCGAGGCUCUGGGUCUUUCCGCUUACGUCACUGCCAGUUUUGCCAUCAUCUCCAAUGAGUUCCCCAAACACAUCGCCACUGUCUUUGGUAUUUUAGAAACAGCCAAUGGGAUCGGUUUGAUGCUGGGCCCUGCCGUUGGAGGAGGUCUCUAUGAGCUUGGUGGCUAUGGAGUACCGUUCUUUGUGAUCGGAACUUUGAUUAUUCUCAAUGGUCUGUUUCUCUCCAAGUUCCUGCCUCCUCCUCAAAAUUUUUUCCAGAAGCGUAAAGGGUCGGUCUUUGGUCUGCUUCGGAGCCCAAUGGUUCUGAUCGCUAUUGUAACCAUCUUGGCUGGUGCGUGUGGCAUAGCUUUUCUGGACCCAACCCUCGCUAAACAUCUAGACAAGUUCAAACUGUCCACUGGUUUGGUGGGUCUGGUGUUUGUGGUGGUUCCGGGUCUGUAUGGAAUCACUGCCCCUUUGUGGGGCUACAUCAGCGACUCGAAGAACAUCCAAGCCCCUCUGUUGAUUCUUGGUAACCUUGUGUGUGGUGUUGGCUAUCUCUUUGUGGGCCCAGCUCCAUUCCUCCCUUUCAUCCCAUUUGAGUUGUGGUCAGUUAUUCUUGGCCUGGUGUUUGUCGGCUUCUGCAUCGGCUGUGCUGUGGUUCCCACCAUGAAGUGCCUGGUCAUUGGUGCCCAGGAGAUUGGUUUUGAAGACAAUCUAGACACAUAUGGCAUCGUCUCUGGUCUCUUCAACUCUCUGUUUUGUUUGGGUGCAUUCGUAGGCCCCACUUUGGGCAGCACGGCGGUGGAGCAGCUUGGAUUUGACUGGGCGGCUGUCAUCGUCAGCUGUAUUCACUUUGCAGCUAUGAUUUGCGUCGUCAUAUAUUUCACCCUGCGGAGAAUAAGACGGAAAGCUGACAAUGGACCGGAAGCUGUCUCUCACUACACUAGUUUACCAAUAGAUGAAAAUGACAGGCAGGCUCUCCUAGACCCUGAAGUGGUCCUGUCCCAUGGUUCCUUAUCAAGCGUUAGCAGCAGAUCGCAUAAUGAAAAUGUGGACAGAAGACGAAGCAAUCCAACCUUCAUGCGGUCAGUGUCCCACCCGUCUGUAUAGCCUGUUAAUUUGACAACACAUCCAGCACACGUACACAAAUGCAACUGAGAAUCUGACUAUUGUCACUGAGACCAGACGCUGAAAAUGCAUUCAACGGAACGACACACCUUUCAAAGUAUUGUAUUGCAGGCUUCCUGGGGAGCCAAGCAUGUUUCUGGGGUUUUAGGGUCUGCUGGGGUAAUAAUAGAUGUAAAGUGCAUAGAGCAUGCUGUUGAGCGUGGAUAUAUAUGCGCUAUAUGAAUGCAAUUAUUAUUAUUGUUAGUAGUGGUCGGUAGUAUUGAAAAGAUCCUGUGUCCACCAUUUCCUAGAGGAGGAUAGAAGUUGGGGCACUCGUACUUUACAGGGUCAGUAACUACAACAGCAUGCAUAGCAAAAGCAACAGUUGUGUUGUGAGUAUGAACAUUGCAACACGUCAGAGUCUUCUCUCACAGCGUGCUGUUCCUAUCUGCCCCUGUGUAGUCACAAUAUUAUAGGUAUUUAUCACCUGCUUGGUGUAAGACUACUAGAAGAUUCUCGUGGUCUAGUGGUACGAUGUUCGUCUCUCAUUCAAUAGGUCCCUGGUUCGAACCCUGACAGUGACGGAAAAAAUUUUACAGCAGUAAUUUCUGCUCUCCAUGUGUGUUGCUCAUCCAUGUUUUAACAAAGAAUUUAGAGAAUAGUAGUGUAGCAGUACUAAAUGGGUAAUGACGUGUUCCAGGUCCAGUCACUAUGUACGCUCAGGGAACUCUCCUUGUUGAUGAAGGUGCAAAGAGUGCCUUGGAUAUUUUCUAGAAAGAUUGUGUGUCUUCAAUACAUUAUAUUCAUCUGGAGAGUAAGAGAUAAAUGUUUUUGUUUAUCUCUCGAAUAUUUGUAGAUCUAGACUUGUGCUAUUUGCUAGUAUACUGAGUUGCAAAAGUUCUGUCCCACCCAUUGUACUACAGUUGUUUUCUCUUAAUUGUAAGAAUUGCACUAAAUCUGAAAAAUUAUUAUUUGUGUGACUUCUGAGACUCUUGGUACAUGCGGAGACUGACGAAGUCAGAAACCGGAAGUUGUGCGUGGGCCAAGUGUUGGUAUUGUUUUUUCACGAUAUGCGGUGAAAUCAAUGCAUCCUACAGUCAAAAUUUGCUUUGAAUCACAAAGACAAUGUGUAAAUACGCCUUACGCCCCUUAAUAAUCCGGGCUUUUUCACCAUUGGGUUAUUUGUUCCCCUCUUUUCAAAAUAACUAAACUGACAAAUGCAGCACGCGAAUGCACUGAGCAUAUAUAAAUUCUGGAAUUGCGGUUUCUAUUGUUGCAAGACAAGUAAAUGUGUGCAGAAAAACCAUCUAAUGCUUAAACAAGCAUUUUGACACCAUUGGAACUGUCCAAGACAGGUCUAGGCAUGGCUUGCCAAGGGUGACAACUCGGCGCCUGAAUUGGGUUAUUGUCCACACCCAUGUCCAAAAUCCGUUCCAACUAAGUGCAUAGACCACCAGGUACUUCGGACUGUCUUAAAACAACAUUAUCGGACAUUUAUGUGGCCCUCGAUUGCGUGAUUAUCGCCCUUUGUGUGAUCACCUAUUGUGACUCCGUUUCAUUGAAGAGAUCGCCAAAUUUUGAUGCACCAACGUUGGUGAUGGAACCAGACAAGUUGAUAGAGUGUUCUAUUUUGCAAUGGUCCAGGUUUUUUAUUCGUGGCUUUGAUGGAAGAGAAAAAGUGUUAACAAAAAGAGGAUAGAGGGUUCACGAAGCCAUUGUCCACCAAACAGACCAAUUUGGUGACUGAUGUGGGAUAGAGUGGGAUGGAAUCCCUCCUGCUCUUCAUCGUACACAUUUGGUCACUAUUCAAAGCAACCCCAGAGAGCGACUGACUGUGUCAAAAUUCUUCAUCACAAUGUCCAGCCCUACAUGCCAUGGAUGAUGGAAUGUGCCAAAAGGACAACGUCCGACCCCAUGCAGCCAUGAUCAGUCAAAACUCUUUUAAACUCAUCAAAUCAAUGUUCUGGACUGGCCUGCAAGAUCAACAAGCCUUCUCCCUAACAGAACACCUAAAAUAAGACCUUGACUAGAGGGUUAAAACAGUCUAUAACUGUGCAAACUCACCAGAUACUGAUAUUAGGCUGCACUUCGCAAAGAAUGGCAAGGGAUUCCUCAAGCAACCAUAAGGACGUUAAUUCAGGGAAUGAACAUACGUUUCGUAGCAGUAAAUCAAGCUGGAAGAGGCCACACGCAACACUGGGCAAACUUUGAUAUGGUUUUUAUCAAGGGUCAGUAUGAAUAAAAUUAUCUCCCUUGAAUAAGGAAAGAUACUGGUCAAUUCUCUUUAUGACAUGUUGACAGAAAAUGAAUGAAGAGCAUGUGUACCGAAUUUCGCUCGGCUACGUUGAACAGUAAAUAAGUUUAAUAAGUUAUUAUACUUUGAAGGUGGGUGUGACAGAACAUUUGCAACUCAGUAUAUUUUUAGCCCUUAUGAGAUGCCCUUUAUAUAACACACACACGCACACACACACAUUCACACCCUCACACACACACAUACACACACACAUUCUGUCUCACACUCAUACUGUUAUACCGACUCUAGCAGACACCUGUUUAGGUCAGUCCCUUGUACAAAUAACCCCUUCCCGUUUCAUUACUUGCAUAUUAUAUAUGUAUAAUAUGACUCGCCGGUUCCUCCCUAACUUGAGUUUUGUGGAAAAUGGUUUUUAUGCGUGUAAAUGUGAAACCCAGAGUCACAUUUCAAAUGCUCCUAAACACACUUUAAACUGGCACCACAGCAGCAUGUAUUCUUUCAGUUGUGUGUAGAAAAGCUUUUACCUGUGCUGCCAUACACUGACAAAACACCUUUUUCUUAUUCACACAGUUUCGAAAUAAAAAUACGUUUGGUCAGUGUAACCAUUUAAAAAGGCUUUCUUCCAAAAUUUUGAUGCUAAUUUAUUCAAAAACUUGUCACAGUUUCACUUUAAUUUUUUCACAUACUAGUAGUUUGACCCUAGGUUUCACAUUUAUAAACAUUGUACGUCAGAGUAUCAGGAAUGUUUUGGUCUAUAAAAACGAUUUUUGCCGGGCUAUUGAUUUAGCAAAUAAAAAAAAAUUUGGCGCCAAAAAUGAAAGAAAACGUUUUGUCAGCUUAGGGCAGCAUAUGUGCAUGACGUGUAUGUCUGCCUUCAUUUUGUAAAAAUACAGUAUUUUCAGUUUUUACAAUUUUACAGAAGAUCCAAAAAAACUGAAUGUUGUUGCCAAGAGACCAAACUCUUUGCAAAUAAUAUCUCAAGUCAAUGUUUUUAAGAAUACAAUUUUGAUAAUAUAAGUUCUUUAUUUUCUUAAUUAAAGCUAAAGCUGUUUUCUUGGGAACAACUUUCAGUUUUUUAGCUCUCCUGUAAAACUGUUAAAAUUGUGUAUGCUGUGUGUUUUUUUAAAUAACUGCAGAUGUGUGUCUGUGUCCUGUGGCCAGGGCUAUGGCUAUCGGGAGCUGUCUUCAUCGUGGAAAGACCUAGCAGCUGUCUGCCCAAAAUGGCAUGAUAGGGCCUAUUGCUUAAGCCUUAAGCAACAUCGUCACUUUUUUUCACACCUUGAGUUUCUUGAG
Messenger RNA from Aplysia californica (California sea hare), 5528 nucleotides. Its product is annotated as MFS-type transporter SLC18B1. The transcript has 16 exons. Gene Ontology annotation, biological process: transmembrane transport. NCBI's taxonomy places the organism in Eukaryota, Metazoa, Mollusca, Gastropoda, Aplysiida, Aplysiidae. Gene Ontology annotation, molecular function: transmembrane transporter activity. Bases 353 to 1984 code for a protein of 543 amino acids. The record is from RefSeq and is a predicted model, not a curated record.